Tribolium madens (black flour beetle) is the source of this 1730-nucleotide messenger RNA. Its product is annotated as lachesin-like. Gene Ontology annotation, cellular component: neuron projection. NCBI's taxonomy places the organism in Eukaryota, Metazoa, Arthropoda, Insecta, Coleoptera, Tenebrionidae. The record is from RefSeq and is a predicted model, not a curated record. The transcript is spliced from 8 exons. The coding region runs from base 186 to 1421 and encodes 411 amino acids.
UUGUGCUGCGAGCAACGGGACUUUUCGCCGGCAAACUCCGUCUCAGCGCAAACUUUCGCACAAACUUUCGACGGCUGCAUAUGCACGACUCGCAUUCCUAGGUACGAAGUAUUAAAAUCUGACGCGUUUUACGGGCCAUGGGACUCAGCGGCCAAAUAGCCGGGGUGGAUUGAGAUCGUGCAACCAUGCAUAUCGUGGAAACCCUUCCGACGACUGCGACACUCCUAGUGCACAUGCUUUUGAUGUUUCAGUUUGAAGCAGGAGUUUCUGGCUUCGAGCCGGACUUUCUCUACCCGUUGGAGAACAUCACGGUACCUCAGGGGCGCGACGCCACCUUCACCUGCGUGGUAAAUAAUCUGGGGGGAUACAGGGUGAGUGGGGAUCUCGCCACAGCCAGGGUCGCGUGGAUAAAAGCGGACACCAAGGCAAUAUUAGCCAUCCAUGAGCACGUUAUUACCAACAACGCACGAUUAUCUGUAACACACAACGAUUUCAACACAUGGACGUUGAAUAUACGGAACGUUAAGAGAGAAGACCGGGGGCAGUAUAUGUGCCAAGUAAAUACUGACCCUAUGAAAAUGCAGACUGCCUUUCUAGAAGUGGUAAUUCCUCCGGACAUUAUUUAUGAAGAAACGUCGGGAGAUAUGAUGGUACCAGAAGGUGGCUCAGCGAAGCUAGUAUGCAAAGCUCGCGGUUAUCCGAAACCGCAUAUCGUCUGGAGAAGAGAAGACGGUGGAGCUAUUGUGGCGAAAAGUAGCACAGGCAGGACUGAAAGACUCACUUCAGUCGAAGGAGAAAUGCUGACCCUAACUAAGGUCACAAGGUCGGAAAUGGGCGCAUAUCUUUGCAUCGCUGCCAACGGGGUCCCUCCUUCGGUCAGCAAAAGAAUGAUGCUUCAUGUACAUUUUCACCCCCUGAUUCAGGUCCCCAACCAGCUAGUGGGCGCUCCGGUUAACACCGACGUCACUCUCCAAUGUCACGUGGAGGCUUCACCAAAGGCAAUCAACUAUUGGACCAGAGAAAGCGGCGAAAUGAUCAUUUCGAACGAUAAAUAUCAUAUGACCGAAAUCAACAAUUCUUACUAUAGCGUCCAGAUGAAGCUGGUUAUACGCCGCUUCCACAAAUCAGAUCUUGGAGGCUACAAAUGUAUCUCCAAAAACUCGAUCGGUGAUGCCGAAGGCAACAUUCGUCUCUAUGAAAUGGAGAUUCAGGAGCGUGUAGAUGCCGAAGACGAGAAUAUGGAAGAAGACGUCGAAACGGAAAAUACAGAAAAGCGUCUGUAUAACGGCUAUCAAGGGCCACUUACUGAAACUGAAGAGAGCAGCUUGCAGCCGAAUAUCAGUUCCGGAAGUUCCGGGAGUACGUCGGACACGGUGUUGCGAUCCGCUAGCUUUCUGUUGGUACUCUUCCUGUUGAUUUGACGCUGCAGUGACGGUGCGCGGACACAGUGCAAUGUGAUAUGUGCCAAAUCUACUCGUGCUUCGCUACCUAACGCUGAGUGUCGUCUGUAUUAUAUGAACUGUCAUAGCAAAUGUUAAAAGUAGCAUGAUAAAUGUUAAGCCUCUGUUGCAAUUAGACGCCUGCUAAUUCGUUUACUUACAUUCAAAUGUAUCAAACCUAAACGAUCGUAUAUGUUCAGUAGUCGAUUCUGUUCACGUUACGUUCAAACGUUUAUUUACUGUUGCAUAAAAUGUUUAUAUUUAAGCUAAAUAAAUUGUUUCGAAUUUUAA